UCUCUUCCUUCCUUUUUCCCCUCUUGAUACAUCCGCGUCCUUCCUUCCUCCCCUUUCUCCCUCCCCCCCCCCUCUGCUCCUCACCCAUCCCGCCUUCGCUUUCGCGACUGGCGUCUCAUUCUACUUACACCGUCCCCCGAGCCUCACCCACCUCGCCAUUGUGCUUGUGUGUGUGUAGCCGCACGAGCUUGCGCUUGUCGACGCUGGCCCGUCGAGCCACGAGUCCCCAAUUCUCUCCUUCUUGACCUCGGGUCGUGGCCCGUCGCAAUUCCGAUUUUGCGUCUUCGUGAGCUCGGCAAUCGCGCUGCGACAACCGCCAACAUGGCGACCACGGACGAGGAGAAACAGUCUAAGAUCCCCGGAUCCCCCGAGGUGGGCGACCUCGUCUCCACCCAUUUAGAUGACAAUGCCGAUGGCCUUCACCGACGUCUCAACAACCGCCAAAUCCAGCUCAUUGCCAUUGGCGGCUCCAUUGGCACCGCACUCUUCGUCAGUAUCGGCAAUGGUCUCGCCCUGGGUGGCCCGGGCAGCCUGCUCCUGGCCUACACCAUCUACCCCCUGGUCCUUGCAUGUGUCAACAACUCGGUCGCUGAAAUGACGACACUUAUGCCCGUGUCCGGUGGAUUCAUCCGCCUGGCUGGCCACUGGGUCGACGACGCCUUCGGCUUCAUGGCUGGGUGGAACUUCUUCCUCUACGAGGCAUUGCUCAUCCCUUUUGAGAUUACGGCCCUCAACCUCGUCCUCUCGUACUGGGAGCCCAAGAUGAAAGAGCCCGGCCCAACCGCUGGUAUUUGCGCCGGAGUCAUCAUUGCCUAUGCGUAAGACCUUGUGCUGUCAAGUUGAGGUGUGAGGAGAGGGAAUCGGCGUCGCCCGCACCCCUAGCCUGGCGGGUCGCCCUCCUAAUCCCCCCUCAGCCCCCCCUCCCCCUCGCCAAAGACAAGAUUGCAUGCUAAACAUGAAUCACCGAACUUGUAGUGCAAUCAAUAUCCUCGCUGUACGUGGCUACGGUGAGGCUGAAUUUUGGCUCUCGGGCGGCAAGGUCAUUCUGAUCUUCAUGCUCUUCUUCUUCACCUUUGUCACUAUGCUGGGCGGCAACCCCGCCAACGACCGAUAUGGCUUCCGUUACUGGAGAGAUCCCGGUGCCUUUGCCGAAUACCACACUAAGAAUUCGCUCGGUCAAUUUGAGGGUUUCCUCGGCGCGCUCUGGAACGCUGCCUUCGCCGUGGUCGGGCCCGAGUACAUCUCCAUGGUGGCUGCCGAAGCCAAGCGACCCCGAAUCUACAUCAAGGCCGCCUUCAAGACGAUUUACUGGCGGUUUGGCAUCUUCUUCUUCGGCAGCGCCCUUUGCGUCGGUAUUGUUGUCCCGUACAACAACCGGAUUCUCAAGGAUAUCUUGGACGGCAAUGCGUCGGCCGACAACGCCGCUGCUUCCCCUUAUGUCAUUGCCAUGCAGAACCUGGGCAUCUCGGUGCUGCCCGACAUCGUCAACGCUCUGAUGUUCACGUCCAUUUUCUCGGCCGGCAACACGUACACGUACUGUGCGACGCGGUCGCUCUACGGCCUCGCCCUGGAAGGUCGUGCGCCGCCUAUCCUGCGCAAGUGCUGGAGCAAUGGUGUACCCAUCUAUUGCUUCCUUGUCGUCAUGUGCUUCCCGUUCCUGUCAUUCUUGCAGGUCGGCAACGGUUCCGCCAAGGUUCUCGACUGGCUGGUCAGCCUCAUCACGGCGGGUGGCAUCAUUGACUACCUCGUCAUGUCGGUGACGUUUAUCUUUUACUACCGCGCCUGCCAGGCACAGGGUGUCGACCGCAAGUCGUUGCCUUACUACGGAUGGGGCCAGCCCUACUGCGCCUAUAUUGCGCUCUUUAUCCAGACCCUGGUGGUCAUUUUCUAUGGAUACGGAGCCUUCACGCCGUGGAGCGUCGACGGCUUCUUCCGCCACUACACGAUGCAGAUUCUCGCUCCGGUUCUGUUCUUCGGGUGGAAGCUUCUCAAGAGGACCAAGUUUGUCAAGCCUCUGGAGGCAGACCUGGUGUGGGAAAGGCCGACGAUCGACCGGUACGAGGCUACGUUCACGCAGAAGCCGUCUGGCUUCUGGGAGGAAAUGCUCCGACUUGUGGGCAUUGGGCGCAAGAAGAGAGACCCGGACGAGCAGGUGAUGUAAGGUCUGGCGCAUAUGGCGCAGAGCGCGGGACGUACAUGUCUUGCCGCUCUGCCGCCUCACAGUCGGUGCGGCCGUGUUUGUAAAUUGGUGCGCCGCUGUGAUUUGGGUACAGUGACAUUACGUACAUGGAUGGGACCGUGGCUUCUAGAUCUGGGACAAUGUGCCUAGGCGAUGUUUUAUACCCCAAGUGGCAUGAGAAUAUGAACUUGAAGAUUUCUAAGAUGAAUUUCCUUGGAAACCGAG
Messenger RNA from Purpureocillium takamizusanense, 2404 nucleotides. RefSeq lists its product as uncharacterized. Gene Ontology annotation, biological process: amino acid transmembrane transport. Gene Ontology annotation, cellular component: membrane. The coding region runs from base 947 to 2161 and encodes 404 amino acids. NCBI's taxonomy places the organism in Eukaryota, Fungi, Ascomycota, Sordariomycetes, Hypocreales, Ophiocordycipitaceae. The transcript has a single exon. The record is from RefSeq and is a predicted model, not a curated record. Gene Ontology annotation, molecular function: amino acid transmembrane transporter activity.